Molecule: messenger RNA, 1392 nt
Organism: Penicillium daleae
Lineage: Eukaryota; Fungi; Ascomycota; Eurotiomycetes; Eurotiales; Aspergillaceae
Gene: trm61
Product: tRNA 1-methyladenosine methyltransferase subunit GCD14
Exons: 2
Coding region: 1-1392 (463 amino acids)
Biological process (GO): tRNA methylation
Cellular component (GO): nucleus; tRNA (m1A) methyltransferase complex
Source: RefSeq, a predicted model, not a curated record
AUGCCGUCUCCGUUCUUGACCCCCGGAACAUUUGCGCACGCCGACGAUGUCGCGCUUUUGCAUCUGCGCCGCGACCAGACUAUCCCGACGAUCCUCCGCGCUACAGACGACCAGAACCUGGGCUAUAAAGAAGGCAAGGUCUCGAAUACUCGUUUCGGCUCGUUCCCGCACAGCACUUUGAUCAAUCAGCCAUGGGGCUCUCAAAUCAUCGCCUCCAAGGUCGAUACUGGUUCCCGAGGCCGCAAGCCCAGCAACAAGCGCAAAGCUGAGGAGCUCGAAGCAUCGGGCACCACGACAGGCGCAGAGGAGGACAGUUCUUCCUUGAAGAAACCUGAGGCCGCCUCAAGUGGUUUCCUCCACCUCAUGUCGUCUACACUCCCGAUUACAGCUAUAUCCUCCAUCGACUUCGCGCGUGCCGGUGGUACGGUCAUCGAAGCCGGAGCUGGCAGUGGCUCGUUCACGCAUGCGGCAGUUCGCGCCGUGUUCAAUGGAUACCCCAACGAAGAGUCUGCGACUAAGAAGCGGAGGUUAGGCAAGGUGUGCAGUUUCGAGUUCCACGAGCAAAGAGCGGCCCGGGUCAAGGAGGAGAUCACAGAACACGGCCUAGAUGGACUAGUGGAGGUAACACAUCGCGAUGUUUACGAGGAUGGUUUCUUGCUGGGCGACCCCAAGACCGGCCGGUCACCCAAAGCGAGUGCCAUCUUCUUGGACUUGCCUGCUCCAUGGCUUGCUUUGAAACACCUGGUUCGUAAGCCGGUUUCUGGAAGUGAAUCUCCCCUUGAUCCCUCCUCGACCGCCUACUUGUGCACAUUCUCCCCGUGCUUGGAGCAAGUCGAACGCACCAUCCGCCUGAUGCGCCAGCUCGGAUGGCUGGAUAUUUCCAUGGUCGAGGUCAAUCACAACCGAAUCGAUGUGAAGCGAGACCGUAUCGGACUAGAUUGUGAAGGUGUACGUGGAGCCACUGUUCAUCCCAAGUCAGUAGACGAGGCCAUGACCAAGCUUCGAAGCGACGAAGAACGAGCAAAGAAGCUGCGACUAGCCCAUGCUGAAGGCACUCGGGUAGACACUUCUAUCUUGGAAGAACUUGCCAAUAGCCCCAAGGAGCAACCCGCCAUUACAUAUAAUUUGGGUCGACUGGUGCAUCGGACAGAGCCGGAGAUCAAGACGCAUACCUCUUACUUGGUAUUCGCCAUCCUUCCUCGAGAUUGGUCUGAGGAAGACGAACAGAAAUGCCGACAAAAGUGGCCUUCAGAUAAGCUAGAGGCGGAAACGAAGGAGGUACCCAAGAGCCGGAAGCAGCAGAAGAAGGAGUUCAAGGAGCUGCGUCUUCGAGAAAUAAAAGAAGAGGAAGACCAGAAAAAACAGCAAUCGACGGAGAGCAGCGAGGCAUGA